AUGACAACGAUUGUAUACAUGACACACAGACAGACUAACAUUAUUAGGACUCGGAGAUAAAAACAACAAGACACAAUGUCUGAGGAAAAGAAAGAUAAGGAAAAAACUGGGAUAGAUGACAGUGCUUUUGAGUCACUGGAAAAGGAUUUUCAGGAGGUCCUUCAACAACUUACCGGUGACCGAAGCUUGGAGAAGUUCAGGUCUGAAUAUGAGAAGCUUCACAAGGCUCUAAAGAAAUCACAUGAAAGUGAGAAGCGGUUAAUGCAAAAAUGUCGAGAACUAAAUGCAGAGAUUGUUGCCAACUCCGCAAAAGUUGCGACGGCACUGAAGCUAUCACAAGAGGACCAGAAUACCAUAACCUCAUUAAAAAAGGAAAUAGAGAAAGCAUGGAAAAUGGUUGAUGCUGCACACGAAAAAGAGACAAGGGCUAGAGAAACAAUUCAGUCUCUGAAAAUGGAAAUUGCCAACCUUAGCAAACUUGUGGAACAGGGAGCAGGUCUGACCAUGGGGCAAGAACACAGUGUGAAUGAGCUGUUAAAGAUUAAAGAGGAUCUGACAAAGGAACGAGAUGAGCAGCUUGGUGAGAUUGUGAAACUGCGUGAAAACCUUGCCCAGGCAUCAGCCCAACAACAGAAGUUAGAACAGGACAGAUCUGAGUGUGAGGAGAAGAUCCAGGAGCUAAGCCAGGACAUCCAGGUGCGCAACAAUGAAGCUCAGCGGGAGUCUCGCAAGAAGGACAAGACAGAGCGCGAGUUGAAGCAGGCUAAGGCUGACCUCGACUCCAAGUCUGGUGAGAUUAAGACCAUGCAGACACAAAUUGGGCGCUACAAGGAAGAUGUCGGCAAGCUGGAACAACAACUCAAGGAACAAAGGAUUCUGAAUGAGAGAGCUCUUAAGGAUUGCGACAUCCUCAACACAAGGUUCCAGAAACUGCAAGGUGAAUACGAAGGUCAACUCAUCACAACUGACCAGCUGACAGCCGAAAACCAGAACAGGGUGUCGGAACUUAAGCAAAAAGAGGAUGAGGUGAACCAGCUGAAACAGGAGACUCAACGCCUCAACAAGAUCCGAGAGACAAUCCAACGUAAGCUGAGGAAUGUGGAGGACCAGAAGGGUGAUGUGGAACAGCAGAAGGAGACCCUGAAGAGUCAGAUCAUUGGGCUGGAGAGAGAACUUGAGGCAUCCAAGAAGCAGGCUGAGCUGGACAAGAAGCAGAUAGAUGACCUUGUGAGGGAGAAGGACAUCCUAAACAAGAACAUGUUGAAGGCAAUCAGCUCCACACAGAAGCAGCUGCACUUGGUGAAGCUCCAUGAGCAGUCCAAGAAAAACCUUGAACAGGACAUCCAGAACUACAAGGAGGAGGCUCAGAAACAGAGGAAGAUCAUCUACCAGCUGGAGAAGGAGCGUGAUCGCUACAUCAACGAGGCCAGCGAUCUCACACAAAAGGUGCUUGGUCACAUGGAAGACGUGAAGGUUAGAGAGAUGCAGAUUUUCGACUACAAGAAAAAGAUUGCAGAGGCUGAGACCAAACUGAAGCAGCAGCAGAACUUGUAUGAGGCUGUGAGAAGUGACAGGAACUUGUACAGCAAGAAUCUGAUUGAGUCCCAGGAUGAGAUCACAGAGAUGAAGAGGAAGCUGAAGAUCAUGAACCACCAGAUUGAUCAACUGAAGGAGGAGAUCCAGGCCAAGGAGGCGGCCCUUGUCAAGGAACAUCUGGAGCACCAGCGUGUCGAGAAGGAGAAGGACACCCUUAAGGGCGACCUCAACAAGAUGAAGCAACAGGCUGCAGAAAGUAAGGCUUACAUCGACGCUCAGGAGGCUGAGGAGAGGAAACUCCUCAAGAUCAUCGCCGAGGCUGACGCAGAGAGAGUCAGACAGAAGAAGGAACUUGACCAAGUGAUCAGCGAGCGUGACAUCCUGGGAACACAGCUGGUGAGGCGUAACGAUGAGCUGGCUCUGCUGUAUGAGAAGAUCAAGAUUCAGCAAUCAACACUCAACAAGGGUGAAAUCCAGUACAACCAGCGUCUGGAGGACAUCAGGGUCCUCAAACUAGAGAUCAAGAAACUCCGCCGCGAGAAAUCCAUCCUCAACAAGAGUGUUGCUAAUGUUGAAGACCUCAGGCGAGAGGUCCACCACAUCCAGACAGAGCUGCUGCGUGAGCGGACUCGCUGUAAGGCUCUGGAGGAGGAGCUGGAGAACCCCAUGAACAUCCACAGAUGGAGGAAGUUAGAGGGCAGCGAUCCAAGCACCUACGAGAUGAUCCAGAAAAUACACACCCUCCAGAAACGUCUCAUCUCUAAGACCGAGGAGGUGGUGGAGAAGGAACUACUGAUUCAAGAGAAGGAGAAACUUUACUUAGAGCUGAAACACAUCCUGGCCAGACAGCCAGGACCCGAGGUGGCUGAACAGCUCCAGAUCUACCAACAAACACUCAAGGAAAAGACAAAACAGAUGAAAUCAAUGUCUUCUGAACUGAAUAUGUACGAGUCCCAGGUGAACGAAUACAAAUACGAAAUAGAGAGAAUAGCGAGGGAAUUGGUGGAAGUCAAGAAAAAGUACUUUAUGCAGAAAAAGAAGGAGCAACAGACAAAGGAGAGGGAGAGAGCUAUAAACCAGGCCGGAGGUCCCAUUAUACAACCCCAGCGAACGGAAGGUCCUCGCUUCACGGGCGGGGGAUUCAACCUCAAGUCUACAAAGACUGCCGCAUGACAUGCCUAAAAGUGCUCACCAUUCUGUCAGAUAUAAACUGUCUACACUUUAUACGAAAAACACUGCUAUCACCACAGGAUUGUUUCAAGAUGUUAAUUGGAUAUCAUUAAGAAUAACUGCAUCAGUAAUAUCAUUAAGUUAUGAAUAAAUGAUGCAAUAAAAACGAACAUUUCUAUGAGACCCACAUUGAAUAUCAAUGUUCUGUUUAAUAAUAUUGUAAUUUAAGAAGAAGUGUAUUUAUCAAAAUUUCACCAGCAGACUGUGAUAUGUUACUGAUUUUGUAUGCUUUAGUAUGAAAUCUGCUUAAUAAAUUCUUUUAUGUACACAU
This is a messenger RNA of Mizuhopecten yessoensis (Yesso scallop), 3037 nucleotides long. RefSeq names its product cilia- and flagella-associated protein 58-like. Lineage: Eukaryota; Metazoa; Mollusca; Bivalvia; Pectinida; Pectinidae. The transcript is spliced from 16 exons. The coding region runs from base 76 to 2709 and encodes 877 amino acids. The record is from RefSeq and is a predicted model, not a curated record. Gene Ontology annotation, cellular component: cytoskeleton.